AUGGCAGGCACAAUCGCUAUCGCCGCUCAGAGAGCAGAUCCAGCAGAACCAGAACGUAGCAGAUGUUGUACAUGUCAUCAAAACAAAUAUAUUUUUCACGUUGUUGUGAUUUUCCACAGAUCAUCACCCGCCAAACAAACUGCUUUUGAAGAUUCUUAAAAAGAGCAACGUGUGACGUAUUUCCCAAGUUUGCUUUUGAUCAUCCAGUUGUUUUACAUUAUCAACAACGCAUAUUCUCCUUUACAUUCGCCUUUGUUCCGAACCGAAUUCUAACGUUGGUAGCCCCCCGUACCUCAUUAAGGACCCAAAAACUUUCAGUAUACGAUGGGAGGCUUGGCACCGCAGCAAUUCUGUUUGAAGUGGAACAAUCACCAGAGCAAUCUCGUCUCCGUUGUUGACGAGUUGUACGCGCGAGAAGCAUUUGUCGAUGUGACGCUCGUGUGCGAAGGUAGAAGUGUAAAAGCACAUAAGGUCGUCCUGUCAGCGUGCAGUCCAGUGUUGCAAGCUCUUUUCACAGACAACCCGUGUGCUCAUCCCAUCAUCAUCAUGAACCAAACCCGACUCUUGGAUUUGAAUGCCAUAAUCGAAUUCAUGUAUCGCGGAUCCGUGAACGUCUCUCAAGACCAACUGCCAACCUUGCUACAAACAGCAGAGACACUCAAAGUGAAAGGUCUCGCGGAGGUCUCGACAACAGAGUGUGUGUGUCCCGCAACAAACGCAGAUGUGUCUACACCGUCCAGCCCACAAGUGAAAAAGACUUCCCCAUCACCUCAGAAACGUAAGCACACCCCCCCACCGCAACCGCGAAGGCACAUAGCGCGCAGCGACACUGAGGACUCCUCACCGAGGACUCCGAGCGAUCACGACUCCAUGCCGGCAAAGUCGCGGACAGCUGCAAGGCAGUCCGCACCGGCCAGUCGCCGCACGUUCGAUCACUCUUACUCCGACGAUAAGACCAACUGGGUCCCUCCCGACUCCGAACGAAACAGCGACCCUGGUCCCAGCCUGGGAGUGGUGCCGGCCCAGGUGGAACUGGAUCGCGCUUUAAGCUCCGUGUCCGAGUGUACGCCCGAUCGUAUAUCUGACAUGUCGUCUCAGGUCUUGGUGGAAGGGACAAUGUGCAGAGUGUGCUCCCGGGUGUUCUCCUCCAAGGGCAACUUGAAACGGCACAUGUUGAUGCACCGCCCGUACAGGCCCAAGCAUCAGUGCAACAUCUGUUUGAAGCUUUUCAGCUGGCCCGGUGACUUACGGACGCACAUUAGGGUUGUACACCACGAGGGAGGCAGGACUGACGGUGAACACAUGCCGCUCGUCUCGGAAUUCACCGUUUCACCGGUGCAAGCGGGUCGCGAUCGUUGGAAAGACACCAUGUGAACCUAACAACUAACUCAGAAUAGACAGAGCCAUCAAAUUCAUUCAUAGGGCAAAGGUGUCUCACAAAAUCGUCCUCGAUCAUCAUCAGAAAGCUGACCAAGUUCGCUUAAGAUGUGUGUGAGGAUUUGUCUAGUCUACGUCGGGGCCUGCUAAAAUUCCUUUCUCGCGGGGAUAAGUAUUUGAAACAUCUUGAUUGCUGUGAUUUUUCGUUACUGGGACACCUUUUGUGAAGGUGCCCAUUUGAUUUUUUGUGGUAACGUAAUGUGUACACAGUGUGUGGUAAUGUGUACACACACACUGAUCAUCAUACAUUGAAUUGAUGGGAAAGGGCAAUUAGAAUGUUACUUGAUAAUUAUUUUUUUUCACCUCACAUGGAAGACAACACUUAUUUGUGUUGCUGCAGCUCAUUUAUCAAUAAAACGGUCAACUGCAUUGCGCGAGAAAAUCAACCCGCGAUUACCUUAAAAUAAUUUGUACGAUGUUUACUCUGACCAUUCCUUACUCAGCAUCUUUCGUGUAGUACCUAACAAUAAAUUUGCAGCUUUCAAUGGAAACCUCCGUUAAUUUCUCCACUUGUCAAUUUUGACCCUUUUGCUGGCACAUUUGCUCCGCCAGUUGCAUUAUUUUAUUCAUGGUUGUGACAUCAGUGCCAGCAUGUUGAUGUCAUGCGUGCCAUUCGUACAAACAUGCCUGUGUAAAAACAUUUGGUAAUGAUCCAACUUGUACAUAUUAAACUGUAUUUAAAGGUACCCAUAUACCAGCA
Molecule: messenger RNA, 2137 nt
Organism: Ornithodoros turicata
Lineage: Eukaryota; Metazoa; Arthropoda; Arachnida; Ixodida; Argasidae
Product: protein tramtrack, beta isoform-like
Exons: 1
Coding region: 325-1374 (349 amino acids)
Biological process (GO): regulation of transcription by RNA polymerase II
Cellular component (GO): nucleus
Molecular function (GO): protein binding
Source: RefSeq, a predicted model, not a curated record